This is a messenger RNA of Mizuhopecten yessoensis (Yesso scallop), 2028 nucleotides long. RefSeq names its product phospholipid phosphatase 1-like. The record is from RefSeq and is a predicted model, not a curated record. Gene Ontology annotation, biological process: signal transduction; phospholipid dephosphorylation; phospholipid metabolic process. The transcript has 6 exons. Gene Ontology annotation, molecular function: phosphatidate phosphatase activity. Bases 120 to 1115 code for a protein of 331 amino acids. Lineage: Eukaryota; Metazoa; Mollusca; Bivalvia; Pectinida; Pectinidae.
UCGAGGAGGGUGGCGGUCACACUAUUCAGCACAUAAGCUUGGUGCGCUCGGUUGUAGCGAGUCUGUACGAGACGUUAGGAAAAUAACAUUAUCAUCAUCAACAACCGUCGCUAUCAGUCAUGAGAGGCAAACGAGAACAUUCUCCAAGACGUGGAGACUCCGUCUGUCACCGGUCGUGUUCUUUAUCUACCAGAAAAUCCGUAAUUCGCUUAAUUGUGGAUACCAUACUGUGGCUUAUUGUUGGCCUGCCAAUCUUGCUACUGUAUAAGACAGGGGCACCCUACCAUGCAGGAUUCUUCUGUGACGAUCAGAGUCUCAGAUACCCCUAUAAGAAAGAUACCAUCCCCGACCCCCUGCUACUUGGCAUGGGGUUCUUCAUUCCCUUCUUUAUGAUGCUGAUGACAGAGGUCAUCCGAUGUUUGACAUCUAGGGAACGAAGUUUGGCUAACAGAGACCUGCUCGUCUUCGUCAAAGGAGCGUGUGUAUUCGUGUUUGGCUUUACUGUCGUGGAGGUCUUCAUACAAGGUUUCAAAUUUUCAAUCGGCAGACCAAGGCCCCAUUUUUUUGACGUUUGUCGACCAAACUUCAGUAGCAUAAACUGUUCAGAAGGGUAUGUUACAAACUACGAAUGCACCGGGACCUCCUACAGUGCAAAGAUCAUGAGAGAGAGCCGAUUCUCCUUUCUUUCGGGCCAUGCUGCAUUCUCUAUGUAUGGAGCCAUCUUCACCAGUUUAUACCUGGAAAAGAGGGUGAGAGUGACCUAUUCAUUGGUCCUAAAACCUGUCAUCCAGCUGUCCCUGGUCGUGUUGUCACUGGCCUGCUCCCUAACACGUUACUAUGACUACAAACAUCACGUGUCAGACAUCAUUGCAGGACUUCUGCUCGGAACAUGUAAUGCUGUUUUUAUAUAUAAAGCCCUUGGCGAAAAAGUGUUACAAGAUCGCAACUGUAAACAAGUGACGUUGAAUCUGCCCAGGUUCGAAAAACCAAAUAUGUCCGGGGAAGCCCGAACGCCGACCCCGUUACUGCUCCGGCAGGAUUCGUCAUUCACAUCCGCGGACUCGAGGGACUAUUUGUGCAAUAAUGGACACAUAAGGAGGACUGACAUUGUCUAGCAGUUUGUUAAUCAAUGUUGUGUUGUUUAUAGUAAUGUUCUCCUAAAACAAAGUGGUAAAUGAGUCACGUCACUUUGUUAUGACAAAUGUUCUCUCGUUUAGGGAACUGCCUAGGCAUUUAAAGGAGAAGGAAGUUCUAUCUGCACAUCCCAAGACUGGUGGAUUUAUUGAGAGAAAAUACUUCCAUUAACGUUCCAAAUAACAUGUCAUGUGAGGGUCAGCAGCAUUUAUAUAUAUUGCAUAAAAUUAAUCCGUCCAUUCUAUCACAAAAAGACCAUUUAUAACCAUAUAGCUGGUGCCUUUUGACAUCGCGUAACUUCGAUAUAUGGAAACCAAAUGGCAGACGAUAGCAAUUACCAAUACUUGAUAUAGAUAAUCUAGGUAGCGUUUGGCUACAUGGGAUGAUGCUCAUGGAGUAGGGGCGAUGUACACCGUUACAGGCGGUCAUUUUAGUAAUGUGUGGGAUAUGAAAACAUCAGCAACCCCUUAUGUGACGAAUGUGUUUGUACCUGGAAGAGUAAGCUUAUUUCAGCUAGAAAUAACAUAAUCAUCAUUAUUAUGUGGAGGAAUGACAUGAAAGACCGUUGAGAUUAAAAUGCCUUUUCAAUGUGGUCUAUUGGUUUUACUCCAAACCAGACGUAGUGUAUAUAUAUAUAUAUUCUCCCGUCCAGCUGACGGUGCUACGGUAUCUCUUUUCAAGACUGAUUUCUACACCAACCCAUCAUGCAUUUACAUCACCGAAAUAUCUACCUCAGAAUUAACCGUGUAUUUGAUGCAAUAUGCACUUAUAUAUGUUUUUGACAUGUUUUGCAAUCGUCAUAAAAUGUAUGUAGACUUUGUGUAUUGCUGUGGGGUUAUUUCCAUAAAGUCGAUACGAUAAUUGUACGUCACAAAUGAAUAGUUCAGAAUUUGA